AUGGAGGAGGAUGAGUUCUUUGUUUUGUCUGAGAGUGAGGAUGAUGGAGAUGUACAAACUAAAGGAUAUGGAUUAAUGAUGGAUAAAUCUUCAGCACCGGUAUCUUUAGGAGAGUUUAUUCCUGAUAACUCUGAUGAAGGGACUACUACUGUUGUUUCUGGUGAUCGUACUUCAUUAUCUAUUGAUGAAGUUAUCUUUGGUGAUACCGUAAGUAACUCUAAACCGUUACGUAUGAAAGCCAAACCAGGAGAAAUUAAAAAAGACAUUCCCAUUGGUAUAGAUGAUAUCAUUAUCAAUAGUAAUAGUAUUAGUAUUAGCAGUAAUAAUAAUAAUAAUAAUAAUAAUAAUAAUAGUGGUAGUGGUGAGAGCAGUUCCAUGGUAGGUUUAUCCCUGAAUGGAGGUACAUCUGGAGUAGGGAUAUCUUCACUUUAUGAGAAUAGUGAAGAUAAACAAGAAACUAUGAUUGAUAUAUCUUUACUUCGAAGUAUGACUUGUGCAGAUGUACGUGCUCUGCUGGAACCUUUUUUUCAGCGUAAAGAAAUUGCCAAAAUGACAUUUGAUAAAGCCAAGGAAAAUUUAUUAUUAGAAGAAGAAGAAGGGGAAAUUACACCGUCUAUGCGUAAGGUAAACCGUAUUAUGUUAGAAAGAUGGAGACGUUUAGUGAAUAUCUCUAAUUGGAAUGAUGGGAAUCCAUUAAGAAAUGAUGUUCUUUUCCCUGAAGUACUUCUCCCACCAUUAUCAUUAUUAUUAUCAUCAUCAUCUUCUUCUCUUGUUGCUGGGGAUUCCACAACCUCAACAACUAAUAAUAAUAAUAAUAAUAAUACAGAGAUAUCAACAUCUACAACUCGUAAACUUCGACCGCAUCAAAUAGAAGGUAUUCGAUUUCUCUGGAGUAUUCUCGCUGAAGGACCUGUAGGAAAAGUGCCGGCUGUUGGUUGUAUUCUCGCACACACAAUGGGUCUUGGUAAAACAUGUCAAGUCGUAAUCUUUUUACAUUUAUAUAUGAGACAAUAUAAUUAUAAAGAGAGAAAACAACGGGUAUUACUGGUAGUGCCAAAGUCUACACGUUCUGGUUGGAAUAAUGAAUUUACAACUUGGUCGCAGUAUUUCCCUGUAGCCCAUCGUAUUAAACCAAUAGUAAUGGAUGAACGGGAAAGUAUGAAGAAACGAAUAGAAAUGUAUACGGCAUGGAAGAAAGAAGGUGGAAUUUUAUUAGUUGGAUAUGAAAUGGUACUUGGUCUGGUAAAGAAUGAUACAAAUAAUAAUAAUAAUAAUAACAACAACAACAAUAGUAGUAGUAGUAGUAUGCAUACAAUGAAAGAAAAAUCUUUUUAUACAGAUUUACUUAUAUGUGAUGAGGCACAUAGAUUAAAAUCUACAAAAUUACAAAUUUCUGUAGCCUUACGUAGUUUACAUCCACUUCGUCGUCUUCUCUUAACAGGAACACCACUUCAAAAUCAUUUACAAGAAUAUUGGGCAAUGGUAGAUUUUGCCCUUCACAAGUAUUUUGAGCAACGACGUUUUCAAGAAUUCUUUAUUAAUCCUAUUGAAGCUUCUGUUCAUAGUAAAGCCUCUCCACGGGAAGUGGCCGCAGCUCGUAUGAAGACAUUUACUCUUAUACGCGAAUUAAGACACUUUGUUCAACGUGUAGAUAGUACACCUCUACAAGAUGAAUUACCUCCACUACAUGAAUAUGUUGUAGUGGUUUCUCUCUCUCCACUACAAUCACGUUUAUAUAAUGAUUUUUUAAAAUUAGUGCGAGAAGAACAAUCUCGAUAUAAUUUUCUUCAAGCUGUAACGUAUGCGAAUAAAAUUUCAGCUCAUCCACAACUUCUCUUUGCAUCGGAUCCAUCAUCUCCUGUAAAAUCAAUACGAGGGGAAGAGGAUGAUAAUAGUAGUAGUUCAGAUGAUGAUGAUGAUGAAGAAGAAAAAGUAAGAAAACAAUUAGCUAUUCGUUCAUCCACUUCUUCAUUUAAACCAGAGUUUAAUAAUAGAUAUAUAAAGUUAUGUCAACCUCCUUCAGAUUAUAUUCCAAAAUCAGAAGAUGGAGCUAAAUUACAUGUUGCUAUUAAUAUUAUAAAAGCCGCAUUGCUUCGAGGUGAAAAGACUCUACUUUUUAGUUUAUCUACUAAAUUGCUUGAUUUAUUUGAAACUACUAUUGCAGAAAAGAAUCAAUCUUGGCAAAAAGAUGGAUCACUCUCUCGUCCUAUUCGUUAUUGUCGUUUAGAUGGAAGUCAUAGUGGGGCUGAACGAGAAGAUACAUUACGUUCCUUUGCAUCUACACAAGGAGCGGAUGUUUUUCUAUUAAGUAUGAAAGCUGGUGGUGUAGGGAUUACAAUUACUGCCGCUACUCGAGUAAUUCUCCUGGAUACUGGCUUUAACCCAGCAGAUGAUAGACAAGCAAUUGGACGUGCCUAUCGAUAUGGACAAACUAAACCUGUUUUUGUUUAUCGUUUGAUGUGUCAUCAAACAUUUGAACACCGCAUGUUUGAACAGAAAGUAGCGAAGGAAUGGUUAUUUCGUACAAUUGUGGAAGAGGCCUCUUUAAAGCGAGAUGCCCUUGCUGGACUUGGAUUGCAAUCUAUGUUUCAAUUACUCGGUCGGGCUCAUGCAGUGAAGAGUAAUAAUAAUAAUAAUAAUAAUAAUAAUAAUAAACCGACACUUACAAAAGAACAAGAAAACUCCACGGCGAAACUUCUGGAAGAAGAUGUUAUCUUGGCAGAUGUGGCUGAACACAUUCUCUACGCGGAAUCGCAUGAAGUAUAUUUACAACAUGAUGAACGAGUACAAUAUGGAACAGAAGAACGAGCCUUUUAUGAUGAAUAUCAAAAGAAUGGAGUUUUCUAUGUAGAUCAUCAUCCAAUGUAUGGAGAUGAGAAUAAUGAAACCCACCGCUUUGGACGUCAACGGGAAAAACAUCAACAAGAGAUUGUUGGUCAAACAAAAACUCUCACGGCAUUAGUAGAUGAUAUCAUUAGAUCUCGUGCAGAGAAUGAUCCACAAUUACGACAUAUUUUACGUAUGAUGGGAGUUACAGUGGAUGAGUCUGGUACUGUAAUGUUGGCAUCUAAACAACAACAACAACAACAACAACAAAGAGUAGAGGAAAAGAAAGAAAGAGAAACUCAGUAUCAACAGCAGCAGCAGCAGCAGAAGCAGCGAUCGUAUCAUGGAAAAAGAGAUAAAGAGGAGGAAGAAGAAGAUGAUGAUGAUGAUCCCAAUAGUGAAUGGAAUUCCACUUCUUCUUCUUCACGGAGAAAGAUUCCACGAAAUGAAAAAGUAUCUCGUUUACGUCCAGUUGUCUUAGAUGAGUCUGAUGAUGAUUCUAUUCUUCUUCUUGAUGGAAAGAAGGCUCCUGUCCCUCUUGUGGAUCCAUCAAAGUAUGAACAGUUUAGACCGGGCCGAGAUGCCAAGAACGCCAUCUUUAUUGAUGAGGAUGAGGUGUAG
This is a messenger RNA of Trypanosoma theileri, 3447 nucleotides long. Its product is annotated as helicase-like protein. NCBI's taxonomy places the organism in Eukaryota, Euglenozoa, Kinetoplastea, Trypanosomatida, Trypanosomatidae. The coding region runs from base 1 to 3447 and encodes 1148 amino acids. The record is from RefSeq and is a predicted model, not a curated record. The transcript has a single exon. Gene Ontology annotation, cellular component: nucleus. Gene Ontology annotation, molecular function: ATP hydrolysis activity; ATP binding; ATP-dependent chromatin remodeler activity.